UAAGCUGAACGAGACAAUCCAUCUAAACGCCUGGACGAUUUAGCGGGUUAAUGAAUAGGCUAGGCGGUUAUAUGUCACUCUCAUGCAUAUUAGUCAUCAAGUUGAAUUGGCCCUGAUUGACAGACGAGCAGUGACUAUUAGCUAGUAGCAACCAAUAGAUGAAGACAUUACUGAAUGCAUACAGUUGGUCUCCACCAAUCUGAAGAUAAUUCAACAAAUAUGUAACCUUUCACAAUAUAUAGGUGUUGCCUCGAGUGGGUUCAGAAAGGAAACCAACUAGACCAAGAGCAAGCAUGAUAUCUCCCCAGCUUCUCCUACUUCUGGCCUUCUUCCAUUUCCUGAGCCCAUACCUUCCGCUAUCUGCUUUUGCGCAAUUUCGCAAUGAUUCCAGUGCUGAUCGACUAGCCCUCCUCUGCCUCAAGUCCCAGCUCCUUGACCCCUCUGGAGCGUUAACCUCAUGGGGAAAUGAAUCCCUUUCAAUCUGCAAUUGGAACGGAGUUACAUGCAGCAAGCGCGAUCCAUCUCGAGUUGUUGCUUUAGACCUCGAGUCACAGAAUAUUACAGGCAAAAUAUUUCCUUGUGUUGCAAACCUCAGUUUCAUCUCUAGAAUUCACAUGCCCGGUAACCAUCUCAAUGGCCAAAUUUCUCCUGAGAUUGGCCGCUUAACCCACCUUACAUUCCUUAAUCUCAGCAUGAAUUCCCUUAGUGGUGAGAUACCGGAGACUAUAUCAUCAUGUUCCCAUCUCGAGAUUGUCAUCCUGCAUAGAAACUCCCUUUCAGGUGAGAUCCCUCGAAGUCUUGCUCAGUGUUUAUUUCUUCAGCAAAUUAUUCUAAGCAAUAACCAUAUUCAAGGAAGCAUCCCUCCAGAGAUUGGUCUCCUUUCCAACCUUUCUGCACUAUUUAUUCGUAACAAUCAACUCACUGGCACCAUUCCUCAACUAUUAGGGAGUAGCAGAUCACUUGUCUGGGUGAAUCUCCAGAAUAACAGCUUAACUGGGGAGAUACCCAAUUCCCUGUUCAAUUGCACUACCAUUUCUUACAUAGAUCUCUCAUAUAAUGGUCUAUCUGGGUCUAUUCCUCCAUUCUCACAAACAUCUUCAUCGCUACGAUACCUUAGCUUAACUGAAAACCACCUCUCUGGUGUGAUACCUACCUUAGUUGAUAACCUUCCAUUGUUGUCCACACUGAUGCUUGCUAGAAACAACUUGGAAGGAACAAUUCCAGAUAGCCUAAGUAAACUUUCUAGUUUACAAACACUAGACCUAAGUUAUAAUAAUUUGUCAGGUAAUGUUCCGCUAGGACUAUACGCAAUUUCAAAUCUUACCUAUCUUAACUUUGGUGCCAACCAAUUUGUAGGGAGAAUUCCCACCAAUAUUGGCUAUACCCUUCCAGGACUCACAAGUAUAAUUCUAGAAGGGAACCAGUUUGAGGGACCGAUUCCUGCUUCGUUGGCCAAUGCCUUGAAUCUCCAAAAUAUAUAUUUUCGAAGGAACUCAUUCGAUGGUGUUAUUCCUCCAUUAGGAUCCCUGUCCAUGUUGACUUAUUUAGAUCUAGGUGACAAUAAGCUUGAGGCUGGAGAUUGGACUUUCAUGUCCUCACUAACAAACUGCACCCAACUACAAAAUUUGUGGUUGGACAGAAACAAUCUCCAAGGAAUAAUACCAUCAUCUAUUUCCAACCUUUCUGAAAGCCUAAAGGUAUUGAUCCUAAUACAGAACAAAUUGACUGGUAGCAUACCUUCCGAGAUAGAAAAACUCAGUAGCCUCAGUGUCCUUCAAAUGGAUAGAAAUUUUCUUUCUGGCCAAAUUCCUGACACACUAGUAAAUCUUCAAAACUUGUCAAUCCUAAGUUUGUCCAACAACAAGCUUUCUGGAGAGAUCCCACGAUCAAUUGGAAAAUUAGAGCAGCUUACUAAACUUUAUCUUCAGGAUAAUGAUUUAACAGGGAAAAUACCUUCUAGUUUAGCCAGAUGCACAAAUUUGGCAAAACUAAACCUUUCUAGAAAUUACCUUAGUGGAAGCAUUCCAUCAAAACUAUUUUCCAUUUCGACACUUUCAGAAGGUUUAGACAUAUCCUAUAAUCAACUAACCGGACAUAUACCACUGGAGAUUGGUAGGUUGAUUAAUCUUAAUUCACUUAACAUCUCACACAACCAAUUAUCUGGUGAGAUUCCCUCUUCUCUUGGGCAGUGCCUUCUGUUGGAAUCCAUCAGCUUGGAGUCAAAUUUUCUACAAGGAAGCAUCCCAGAAUCUCUUAUAAACUUAAGAGGCAUCACGGAGAUGGAUCUUUCCCAAAACAACUUAUCUGGUGAAAUCCCAAUAUAUUUUGAGACUUUUGGAUCUCUACACACUCUCAAUCUGUCCUUCAAUAACCUUGAGGGACCAGUCCCUAAAGGAGGUGUGUUUGCAAAUUUAAACGAUGUGUUUAUGCAAGGAAAUAAAAAGUUGUGUGGAGGUUCUCCAAUGCUACAUUUACCACUUUGCAAGGAUUUGUCAUCCAAAAGGAAAAGGACACCUUAUAUUCUUGGUGUAGUCAUUCCAAUCACUACCAUUGUUAUAGUCACCUUGGUAUGUGUUGCCAUCAUUCUUAUGAAGAAGAGAACUGAACCAAAGGGAACCAUUAUCAACCAUUCAUUCAGGCAUUUUGAUAAGUUAUCGUACAAUGAUCUGUACAAAGCAACUGAUGGUUUCUCUUCAACAAAUCUUGUUGGUUCGGGAACAUUUGGAUUCGUAUAUAAAGGUCAGUUGAAGUUUGAAGCACGCAAUGUUGCAAUUAAAGUUUUUAGACUUGACCGAAAUGGAGCACCAAACAACUUUUUUGCUGAAUGUGAGGCAUUGAAAAACAUUCGCCACCGGAAUCUUAUAAGAGUCAUUAGCCUAUGCUCAACAUUUGAUCCAUCAGGAAAUGAAUUCAAAGCACUUAUUCUUGAGUUUAGGAGCAAUGGGAACCUCGAAAGCUGGAUUCAUCCAAAAGUGUACAGUCAAAGCCCUCAAAAACGGUUGAGUUUGGGUUCAAGAAUUAGAAUAGCUGUAGAUAUUGCAGCUGCAUUAGACUAUCUUCAUAAUCGAUGCACUCCUUCUUUGGUUCAUUGUGAUCUGAAACCAAGCAAUGUCCUUUUGGAUGAUGAAAUGGUUGCAUGUCUUAGCGACUUUGGACUUGCAAAGUUUCUUCACAAUGACAUUAUAAGCCUGGAAAAUUCAUCAAGCUCUGCUGUACUGAGAGGAUCAAUUGGAUACAUUGCUCCAGAGUAUGGCUUGGGGUGCAAGGUCUCAACUGAGGGUGAUGUAUACAGUUUUGGAAUAAUUGUCCUAGAGAUGAUCACAGGAAAGCGCCCAACCGAUGAGAUCUUUAAGGAUGGCAUGAACCUUCACAGCUUAGUGGAGUCAGCAUUUCCACAUCAGAUGAAUGACAUUUUAGAACCUACUCUCACCACAUAUCAUGAAGGUGAAGAACCAAAUCAUGAUGUGCUUGAAAUACAAACGUGUGCCAUACAGCUGGCUAAGCUUGCGCUGCUGUGCACUGAGCCAUCACCAAAAGAUCGACCAACAAUAGAUGAUGUUUACGCUGAGAUCAUUUCCAUCAACGACAAGUAUUGUGCACUGAUCAACUGAGGAAAUGAAUGGACAUCUUUCAAAUUUUAGAUAAGAUUAUCUCUGUAUGAAUCCAAGUAAAGAACGAUGACGAUUUUGUACUUACACUCUACACACUAAAAUCUUAAAAUGGGGGCAAUGAAGUUAUUGAGGUUCUCCAAUACUGUGAUGCAGUCUAUUCCAAAGGCACUGAUCUGGAAUUGCGUAUGAUUGAUUUUC
Messenger RNA from Oryza sativa Japonica Group (Japanese rice), 3809 nucleotides. Its product is annotated as receptor kinase-like protein Xa21. The record is from RefSeq and is a predicted model, not a curated record. Gene Ontology annotation, biological process: protein phosphorylation. Gene Ontology annotation, molecular function: protein kinase activity; ATP binding; protein binding. NCBI's taxonomy places the organism in Eukaryota, Viridiplantae, Streptophyta, Magnoliopsida, Poales, Poaceae.